CGAACCAUUCAUUGAGUUUUAUUAACUCUGCUCAACACAUAAUCUAAACGCGUGUGACUUGCUCUCUUCCUUCUUACACGACACGAGAUCAUCGAAUUUGGACCGUAAAAGAGACAAGCAGCUUCAUAAUCAAACCAUCAUCAUUAUCAUCAUGUUGACGAACACGAUCUAAUUUUUCCUUUUACAUAUACAAUUCCCAAACUCCAGAUUUCUUCCUUAUUCGUCCUGUUUCAUUUCUACGGUUCAUGUUCUCUACUUUCAACCCUCGCUAACGUUUUCGACUUCUCCACAUCUCGAUUCAGCUUCUCCUUCGUCCAAAUUCGAUUAGAUUUUGAAUUGGGAAGCUGACAAGUUUGAAGAUUUCUCAUUUGAUGGAUUGAUCUGAUUUCGCAAUUUUCAUUUUCCCGUUUCGGGUUCAAUUGAUUUCGAUCAGAUUGAACCCAAUCCAAAUCCAAUCAGGGCUACUUCGAUUUGAUCUGUUUCCUCAAAAAAGGAUUCGACUUUCUCUGAGAUGGUAUAUUUCCAGAACUCAAUCUCCCUCGUAGACCAAUCUCCAAUCAUGGCUCACUCACCAGAUUUUCAUCAUCAUUCAAAACAAUCAAGAACCAGCAGCAGCAACAGAAAGUCAUCAUCGUCAAGCUGUUCUUCAAAUUUCUCUGUUUGCUGUGACGGAUCUAGAUCAGCUGCUAUCGAUGUUGUGAUCUUAAUCGCUGUGAUCACAUCCUCCGGGUUUUUAAUCUUCCCUUACAUCAAAUUCAUCACUAUCAAAUCUGUUGAAAUCUUCUCUGAGCUCUCUUGUUUAGUGAAAGAAGAGAUUUUGCGUAACCCUGAUCCAAUUGUCUACGGUUUAAUAGCUUUGAGUAUCUCGUGUACUGCGUUAUCUGCUUGGAUGAUUGUUAUACUACUGUGUAGUCGUCAUCGAUGUGGGAAACCGAACUGUAAAGGGCUUAGGAAAGCUAAUGCUGAGUUUGAUAUUCAGUUAGAGACUGAGGAUUGUGUUAAGAGCUCUAAUAGUGGCAAGAGUGUUAGUAAGAAGGGUUUGUUUGAGUUGCCUCGUGAUCAUCACCGUGAGUUAGAGGCGGAGUUGAAGAAGAUGGCUCCACCUAAUGGGCGAGCCGUGCUUGUUUUUCGGGCUAAAUGUGGGUGUUCGGUUGGGAGAUUAGAGGUUCCUGGACCUAAGAAGCAGCAACUGCAGCAAAGGAAGGUUAAGAAAUGAAGUAUAAAGGUUCAAUCUUUUUGAGUAACCCUUGUAGGCAGUCUUUUCCAUGGACUUGGCUCGAGUCUAAGGAGCAAUGGGGCCUCAGAGAUUAUUAUGAAACUCUAUAUGUCAUUUUAGCUUCCAAGUGUAUGGUUAAAUUUAAGUUGAAAAAGUAAUCUGAAAAAGGAGAGUGUAGAAAUUCGAAGGUUGAGAUUUUUUCAUGGACUAUGUGUUUAUGUUAUAGAUUUUUUUGUUCUACAGUAGUACAGUACAAUCUCUGGAUCAUUCAAGAAGACAGUUAUAUAUUCCAGAGAAGACAAAAGAAACUAGAAACAUCCUCUUUGUUUUAGUCAUGACUCAUCAUCAUCUUUUUGGUUUAUAAAACAAUCU
This is a messenger RNA of Arabidopsis thaliana (thale cress), 1588 nucleotides long. RefSeq names its product ribosomal protein L34e superfamily protein. The transcript is spliced from 3 exons. Lineage: Eukaryota; Viridiplantae; Streptophyta; Magnoliopsida; Brassicales; Brassicaceae. The record is from RefSeq and is marked reviewed. The coding region runs from base 512 to 1216 and encodes 234 amino acids.